Fusarium oxysporum Fo47 is the source of this 656-nucleotide messenger RNA. RefSeq lists its product as uncharacterized. The record is from RefSeq and is a predicted model, not a curated record. Bases 61 to 402 code for a protein of 113 amino acids. NCBI's taxonomy places the organism in Eukaryota, Fungi, Ascomycota, Sordariomycetes, Hypocreales, Nectriaceae. The transcript has a single exon.
GAGGCGCAUGCAUUGUUGAUACUUGCCCAAUAUCCGAUCCCCUUACUCUAUGAGCUGCUGAUGCUCGAUAACCCAGUUCCAGCUAUCCCCUCUGACAUGCGGCCGAUCGUCCGCUUCUUUUACUACUUAUUCCACAAGCAAUGCAUCAUCCUCUAUCUGCAAGACUUGGCCAUUCGUUUCACGGUUAACGGAAUCCUGGCAUUACAGAAGAGGAGCUGGUCGCCAUUUGUCAACACAAGCCGACCAUUAGACAAGAUGACGCGAAAGCAAAUUGCAAAAAUUGUUAUCUUCGACGAAGUUAUGCUCUGGGCCUUGACUGCUUUUCAUAUCUCUGAUCGCACAUACCGUGAUCAGAGUGCUUGGGACAGAGUUCAAUUUCGUCUUGAGGACGCCAUGGAAUAAGACAACAAGACACGGUAGAAGAUGAAAGGCUAACAAAGCAACAAAAGGAUACUCAAAACUCGUCCCCCAGAGAAAAAUACGAGAGGAUAUAAUAUAGCUUCGGCAAUGUUGAUACAGACUUCCUAUUUUUCUCAACUUUUGCCGUUUCUUGAGAAUGUUUGCCUCAGUGAGCAAGAAGACUUCUGUACCCUAAACUUAGGUGCGAAAAUUUUGUUUUAAAUCUUUUCGUCACUUAGGAUAGAGAUCCUACCUAC